This is a messenger RNA of Anoplophora glabripennis (Asian longhorned beetle), 3859 nucleotides long. It is a transcript of the gene Sf3b3, whose product is annotated as splicing factor 3B subunit 3. Lineage: Eukaryota; Metazoa; Arthropoda; Insecta; Coleoptera; Cerambycidae. Gene Ontology annotation, molecular function: U2 snRNA binding; protein binding. Bases 137 to 3793 code for a protein of 1218 amino acids. The transcript is spliced from 8 exons. Gene Ontology annotation, cellular component: nucleus; U2 snRNP. The record is from RefSeq and is a predicted model, not a curated record. Gene Ontology annotation, biological process: mRNA splicing, via spliceosome.
GAGUAUACGAUAUUAUAUAUUUUGUGACGGCGUCUGUAAAGAUGUAUAACUCUAAAUGGCGUGCCAUGUAGAAAAAAGGGUGUAAGUAAAUCUAACAAUUUCUUGAAAAAUCCAUGUCAUCACAUAACAAUACAUCAUGUUUCUGUACAAUUUGACCCUUCAAAGAGCUACGGCUAUAACACAUGCAGUGCAUGGAAACUUUUCGGGAACAAAAACCCAAGAAAUUGCAAUAUCAAGAGGUAAAAGUUUGGAGCUUUUACGUCCAGAUUCAAACACUGGCAAAGUACAUACUCUUUUAACGAUAGAGAUCUUUGGAAUUAUUCGAUCUUUGAUGGCAUUUAGGCUAACAGGAGGAACAAAAGAUUAUGUUGUUGUGGGUUCUGAUUCUGGAAGAAUUGUAAUAUUGGAAUAUAUCGCAGCUAAAAAUAUAUUUGAAAAGGUUCAUCAAGAAACAUUUGGAAAAUCCGGAACUAGAAGAAUAGUUCCAGGACAGUAUUUAGCAACAGACCCUAGAGGAAGAGCUGUUAUGGUUGGAGCAAUUGAGAAACAAAAAUUAGCAUAUAUAUUGAAUCGUGAUGCGCAAGCUAGGUUAACUAUAUCUUCUCCGCUAGAAGCUCAUAAAAGUAAUACAUUAGUGUAUCAUAUGGUUGGUGUUGAUGUAGGUUAUGAUAAUCCCAUAUUUGCAUGUUUGGAAAUUGAUUACGAAGAAGCUGAUUCAGAUCCUACGGGUGAAGCAGCUCAAAAAACCCAACAGACUUUAACCUUUUAUGAACUUGAUCUUGGACUCAAUCAUGUUGUUCGAAAAUAUUCAGAACCCCUUGAGGAACACGCAAAUUUUCUAGUUACUGUGCCAGGCGGUGAUGAUGGUCCAUCAGGAGUAUUGAUUUGUUCAGAAAAUUAUCUUACUUAUAAAAAUCUUGGUGAUCAACAUGAUAUUCGUUGUCCUAUUCCAAGAAGAAGAAAUGAUUUGGAUGAUCCAGAAAGGGGAAUGAUUUUUGUUUGUUCAGCAACUCACAAAACUAAAUCGAUGUUUUUCUUCCUUGCCCAAACUGAACAAGGAGAUAUUUUUAAAAUAACAUUAGAAACCGAUGAAGAUAUGGUCACCGAAAUAAAAUUAAAAUAUUUUGAUACAGUACCUGUUGCAACAGCGAUGUGUGUUUUAAAAACUGGAUUUCUGUUUGUGGCCUCUGAAUUUGGAAAUCACUACUUAUAUCAAAUUGCACAUCUGGGCGAUGAUGAUGAUGAGUUAGAAUUUAGUUCGGCCAUGCCGUUAGAAGAAGGUGAUACAUUCUUUUUUGCACCAAGACCUUUACGAAACCUUGUUUUGGUAGAUGAAUUAGAGUCUCUUUCUCCAAUUCUUUCCUCCCGCGUGGCUGACUUAGCAGGAGAGGAUACCCCACAGUUGUAUAUGAUGUGUGGAAGGGGACCACGAUCGUCUCUUCGGGUACUUAGGCACGGGUUGGAAGUAUCUGAAAUGGCCGUAUCCGAAUUGCCUGGUAACCCCAAUGCUGUUUGGACUGUGAAACGCAGGAGCGAUGAUGAAUAUGAUGCUUAUAUUAUUGUCUCCUUCAUAAAUGCAACUCUGGUGUUAUCGAUUGGUGAAACUGUUGAGGAAGUAACUGACAGUGGAUUUUUAGGAACAACGCCCACUUUGUCUUGUUCAGCUUUAAGUGAUGACGCCCUUGUACAGGUGUACCCUGAUGGUAUAAGACACAUUUGUGCCGAUAAAAGGGUAAACGAAUGGAAGGCUGGGAAAAAAUAUAUCGUAAAAUGUGCAGUCAAUCAGCGGCAGGUUGUUAUCGCUUUAUCCGGUGGAGAACUGGUUUACUUUGAAAUGGAUCCGACUGGUCAGCUGCAUGAAUGUAAGGAAAGAAAACGCAUGAACUCGGACGUUGUUUGUAUGGCGCUUGCUAAUGUACCUCCUGGUGAACAGAGAUCCUGGUUUUUAGCAGUGGGACUAGCCGAUAGCACUGUUCGAAUAAUCUCAUUAGAUCCUAGCGAUCGUUUAGCUCCAAGAUCUAUGCAGCCGUUACCCGUAUGCGCCGAAUCUCUGUGCAUUGUUGAAAUGGGAUGUACAGAUAGAGAUUCAGACAACGCAGCAGCUGCUAGUACUACGAGUACAUUGUAUCUGAACAUUGGUUUACAAAACGGUGCUCUAUUACGUACAGUGCUCGAUCCCGUUACUGGUGACUUGACCGAUACGAGAACUAGAUAUCUGGGUUCGAGACCAGUUAAACUGUUUCGCAUUAGAAUGCAACAGUCAGAAGCAGUUUUGGCAAUGAGUAGUCGGUCUUGGUUAAGCUACUAUUACCAAAGUCGAUUCUAUUUAACUCCUUUAUCGUACGAAAGUUUGGAAUAUGCCUCAGGCUUCAGUUCGGAACAGUGCCCUGAAGGUAUCGUGGCUAUAUCGACAAAUACUUUAAGAAUCUUGGCUUUGGAGAAAUUGGGCGCAGUUUUUAAUCAGGUGUCGUUUCCUCUAGAAUAUACACCGAGAAAAUUUAUCAUACACCCCGAAACCAAUAAUUUAUUAAUACUGGAAACGGAACACAAUGCUUAUACGGAGGAUACGAAAAAACAAAGACGUUUGCAAAUGGCGGAAGAAAUGAAGGAAGCGGCGGGUGAAGAGGAGCAGGAAUUAGCUAAGGAAAUGGCAGAGGCAUUUUUAAACGAAGAUUUACCUGAAAACAUAUUUUCAGCGCCCAAAGCCGGCCAUAAUAUGUGGGCCUCUACUUUAAGGAUAAUGGAUCCGGUGCAAAGGUCCACGUAUAAACUAAUACGUCUAGAACAGAAUGAAGCGGCGAUGUCGCUAACCCUUGUUAAAUUUCACGGGCAGCCAGAACACCAGUGGUUUCUUGUUAUGGGCAUAGCCAAGGAUUUUCAGCUUAAUCCGCGACAGUGCUUGGUAGGAUUUUUGGAUACUUACAAAGUUGAUGUAAUGGGAAGAGAGUUGGAGUUAGUUCAUCGUACGGUUGUUGACGAAGUACCGAUGGCUUUAUGUUCCUAUAACGGAAGGCUCCUUGCUGGUGUGGGGAAAAUGUUGAGGUUAUACGAUUUGGGUAAAAAGAAACUUUUGAGGAAAUGUGAAAAUAAGCACAUUCCUAAUGCUAUAGUCAAUAUACAAGCAAUGGGAAAAAGAAUAUUUGUAUCCGAUGUUCAAGAAUCUGUUUUUAUGGUUCGUUAUAAAAGAAAUGAAAAUCAGCUGAUAAUAUUUGCCGAUGAUACCCAUCCAAGAUGGAUUACUUGUAAGACUGUAUUAGAUUAUGAUACUGUAGCGACGGCGGACAAAUUCGGCAAUAUAGCCAUUCUCCGUCUGCCUCCAAACGUAAGUGAUGAUGUGGAAGAAGAUCCUACAGGUCACAAAGCAUUGUGGGAUAGAGGCCUUUUAAAUGGUGCUUCUCAGAAAGCUGACACUAUCUCGACAUUCCAUGUAGGUGAAACGGUGACUUGGCUUCAAAAGGCAACAUUAAUUCCUGGUGGCUCAGAAUCGCUUAUCUAUACUACACUUUCGGGGACUGUAGGGGUUUUAGUACCUUUUACGUCCCACGAAGACCAUGACUUUUUCCAACAUUUGGAAAUGCAGAUGAGGAGUGAAAAUCCUCCUUUAUGUGGGAGAGAUCACUUGUCCUUCAGAUGUUACUACUUUCCUGUUAAGAACGUAAUUGAUGGUGAUAUGUGUGAACAGUAUAAUUCAUUGGAACCCGCAAAGCAGAAGAGCAUCGCAACAGACUUGGACAGAACUCCUGCAGAGGUUUCCAAGAAAUUAGAAGAUAUAAGAACUCGUUAUGCUUUUUAAUAAUUUAUUUUGUAGAUAAUCUAUAAUUUUUUUUAUCUAAAUAAAUAUUGAUUCACUGAAAAUAUA